Molecule: messenger RNA, 357 nt
Organism: Entrophospora sp. SA101
Lineage: Eukaryota; Fungi; Glomeromycota; Glomeromycetes; Entrophosporales; Entrophosporaceae
Source: the annotation of a GenBank genome assembly
AUGUCUCUUGCUAAUGAAAAUUCAAUACAAUGUGAGGAUGAUGAUGAUUUUUUCACCUGUCGGGUUAUUCAUGAAGAACGGUUAAAUGAUUUUUUAGUAGAACCUGAUUUUUUUUUGGAUGAUUUAGAACCAUUAGGAAUUUCUCAAGAACAUAAAAAGUUUAGAAUUCAAAUAGUUAAAGAAUUGAUUAAGGAAGCAACUCAAAACCCAUUAAAAAGAAAUACUCGUAAUGGAGAAAAUGGAGAGACAUCUGAAAAGAAAAAUGACAAUAAAAGAUUUCGUGUUUCUGACAUUUUUGAAUUACCAGCAACUAGAUUAAUUGUAAAAAUUGACAUGUUUCACAAAAAUUUUACAUAG